Planococcus citri (citrus mealybug) is the source of this 1663-nucleotide messenger RNA. RefSeq names its product solute carrier family 35 member G1. Lineage: Eukaryota; Metazoa; Arthropoda; Insecta; Hemiptera; Pseudococcidae. Gene Ontology annotation, cellular component: membrane. Bases 267 to 1304 code for a protein of 345 amino acids. The transcript has 2 exons. The record is from RefSeq and is a predicted model, not a curated record.
UUUUUUGAAACACGCGUUAUCACAUUGCGGUGAGCAGUUCGAUUUAGCAAUUUUUUAAAUUUCAGUUUCAUUCGAAGAAUAUUUCUUUAUUUCAUUAUGAAGUCUCCAAAGGUAUCGCUUUAAUCAAACCGAAGCUUCGCUCAUCAUGGCUUGAUUUCGUUCGGUAAUCAAACUCAUCGUUCCAAGUACUUAAGCAGAAAAUGCCACCGAAGACCAGAACAGUCCAGCUAUGAAAUAACACACUACAUUCACUACAACCAGCACUAAUGGGCGAAGGUUUAGAAAUGCAACAACUCGUCACCGAUACCGAAUUCGAAGAAGAACGAUCGAGUUCGACGAAAUCCGAAACCCUGCCACGAAAAUGGUCCUAUCUAGGAAUCCUUCUGGCCACCAUUUCAUCGAUAUUUUUCUCACUCUGUUCUGUGAUUGUCAAAUGGAUGGAAAACGUAGACCCUACGCAAUUAGCAGUAUGUAGAUUUGUCGGCGUACUAAUGCCCUCUAUUCCAAUCGUGAUAUGGAAAAAUCAGGAAAUCUUCCCCAAAGGCAAACGACUUAUACUCGUAUUACGUUCGUUCGUCGGAGCUACCGGUUUAAUGCUGAGUUUCUACGCUUUUCGUCAUAUGCCUUUAGCUGACGCUUCGGUUAUCGUAUUCAGUGUACCGGUAUUCGUCUGCAUUUUCGCUUAUAUAUUCUUAAAGGAGCCUUGCGGUGUAUUCAACAUCAUUACCAUAGUACUUUCGUUAAUCGGAGUAAUACUAAUCAAACGACCGACUUUUAUCUUCGGUAAAGACUACUCCGAGCUUUCGUUACAGCAAGCUAAACGUUACGGUUCGUGGGGAGCUGUGGCAGCUUUCGGAGCAACGUUAUUCGGAGCUAAUGCUAUUGUACUGAUCAGGACGUUGAGAUCAUUACAUUUUUCAGUACUGAUGGCUAACUUUGGAGGUUUCGCUUUACUGCAGACGUUCGCUGUUUGUUGGUAUUUGGGAGUGUUGUGUUGGCCGAAAUGUGGAUUGGAACGAUUACUCGUCAUCGCUAUAGCUCUGUUUAGUUUUGCUGGUCAAGUAUUGCUCACGAUGGCUUUACAAGUGGAAAACGCUGGCCCGGUGGCUAUUGCUCGUACAUCGGAUAUCGUUUUUGCUUUCAUUUGGCAAAUAUUGUUUUUCAAGGAAGUUCCUAACGUUUACAGCCUUCUGGGUGCUUUUCUAGUCACUAGCUCUGUGGUUGUAACUGGUUUACGCAAAUGGGUAGUAUCUUUACCCGAUAACAGUCCACUUAAAAUAAAAUUUAAUAUUUUGGCUAAAUAAAUAAUUAAUAGCGUAGGUUUUUGUAUUUUUAUAUUUCGUUACGAUGCUUGAAACGAUUCAAUUGUGAGGUGAAGCUCGCAUUCUAAAUAAUUACUUUCGUUUCGAAUAAUUUUUCUCCAAAUUUUUAAUUCAUUUGCACUUGAUAAGUAUUUUACAGUUAGCUAAUUCACCACAUAAUCAAUUUUCUCUCAUUCCUGUUUCAAAUUUCAUUAUUCUCUAUGCUUCCUCAUGCACCAAUUCUUAUUUUCGUCGUAUAAAUUCUGCUUAAUUAUGUAAUAAUAACAUAGAUAGAUAUCGAACUCAAUUUGUGUAAUAAGUUACCACAGUGGUUCCAAAUAAUAAAAAAUAAUUAACAGAUA